CCUGCCUUCUCUCAACACACCAACCUCCAGGGACCUCCUCAUGGUCAGCUGUCCAGAAGUUUUCUGCACACUGUCAUUUUGGGGUCUGUUUUAUUCAGCCCCCAAAAUACCUGACCAAAAAUAAUUUUAGAGGAGGAAAAGUUUAUUUUGGGGCACAUGGCUUCAGAGGUCUCAGUUCUUAGAUGGCCUAUUGUAUCAUCUCAGGGCCUGAGAUGAGGUAGAACAUCAGGGCAGAAGUGAGUGGCAGAGGAAUACAUCUGGGAACAUGGCACCAGGAAGCAGAGACUGAUUCUAUCUUCCAGGGACAAAUAUAUACCCCAAAUGCAUGCCCCCAAUGACCUUCCCACCUUCAGUUAUGACUCAAUUCAUCCUUAUCAGGGGAUUAAUUCACUGAUUGGGUUAAGACUCUUAUAACCCAAUCAUUCCACCUCUAAACCUUCUUGCUUUGUCUCACAUAGGAAAUUUGGGGAGAAACCUCACAUCUGAACCAUAACAGAACCUUAUGGAAGUUUCAUUACAUAAUUAUGAUAAAUUAAACCAUUGACCACUGGCUAGCAACUCCCACUCUAGCCCCUGUCCCCUCCUAGUUCUGUCUCAUGACAGGGCCAAGAAGUAAUGACACCACAGUAGCCAAUAAACACACCCAGAACCCCAAUUUUGGUUUCUAAAUACCAUUCUCUAAUAAGAAGAGUUAGGACUGCUGAGAUCACGUCCACCCAGCGAGUACAGUCCCCUCGCCGUUCCACCGCUGCCGGUCCACACUGGCCACGGAUUUUGCCAUGGAAGACUACAUCGAUAUCGCCGCGCUCGUCCUUGACAAUGGCUCAGGCGUGUGCAAGGCCGGCUUCGCGGGUGAGGACGCCCCCCGGGUCGUCUUCCCCUCCAUUGUCGGGCGCCCCCGGCACCAUGGCAUGUUGAUGGGCAUAGGCCAGAAGGAUUCCUACGUGGGUGAUGAGGCCCAGAGCAAGAGAGGCAUCCUGACCCUCAAGUACCCCAUUGAGCAUGGUGUCGUCACCAACUGGGAUGACAUGGAGAAAAUCUGGCACCACACCUUCUACCAUGAGCUGCGCGUGGCCCCCGAGGAGCACCCUGUGCUGCUGACCGAGGCCCCACUGAACCCCAAGUCCAACCGUGAAAAGAUGGCCCAGAUCAUGUUCGAGAGCUUCGGCACCCCGGCCCUGUACGUGGCUCUCCAGGCCGUGCUGUCCCUCUACGCCUCUGGCCGCACCACCAGCAUUGUGAUGGACUCUGGCGACGGGGUCACCCACACAGUGCCCAUCUAUGAGGGGUAUGCCCUCACCCACGCCAUCUUGCGCCUGGACCUGGCCGGCUGGAACCUCACGGGCUACCUCAUGAAGAUCUUGACCGAGCGUGGCUACAGCUUCACCACCACAGCCGAGCGCGAAAUCGUGCGCGACAUCAAGGAGAAGCUGUGCUACGUGGCCUUGGACUUCAAGCAGGAGAUGUCCACGGCGGCCACCAGCUCCUCCCUGGAGAAGAGCUACGAGCUGCCCGACGGCCAGGUGAUCACCAUCGGCAGUGAACGGUUCCGCUGCCCAGAGGCGCUCUUCCAGCCUUGCUUCCUGGGCCUGGAAUCCUGCGGCAUCCACGAGACCACCUUCAACUCCAUCCUGAAGUGUGACGUCGACCUUCGCAAGGACCUCUACGCCAACACAGUGCUGUCCGGGGGCACCACCAUGUACCCAGGCCUUGCCGACAGGAUGCACAAGGAGAUCUCGGCCCUGGCGCCCAGCACCGUGAAGAUCAAGAUCGUGGCUCCCCCCGAGCGCAAGUACUCCGUGUGGAUCGGCGGCUCCAUCCUGGCGUCACUGUCCACCUUCCAGCAAAUAUGGAUCAGCAAACAGGAGUACGCCGAGGCCGGCCCCUCCAUUGUCCACCAUAAAUGCUUCUAAGGCAGACUGUUACUUUGCUUUUCUGGACAAAAACCUAACUUGCUCAGAAAACAAGAUGAGAUGGGUAUGGCUGUGUUUGUUCUCUUUUUUUUUGUUUUGAUUUUUACUUUGUUUUGUUUUGUUUUGGCCGCAUUGGACUCGGAUUUAAAAACUGGAGCGGGAAACCGUACAGGAAGGUGACAGCAUUGCUUUUAUGUAAAUUAUGAAAUAUGAUCUUUUAAAAGUCUUGCCUUAAUA
Messenger RNA from Ictidomys tridecemlineatus (thirteen-lined ground squirrel), 2150 nucleotides. Lineage: Eukaryota; Metazoa; Chordata; Mammalia; Rodentia; Sciuridae. The record is from RefSeq and is a predicted model, not a curated record.